Molecule: messenger RNA, 3068 nt
Organism: Ceratina calcarata
Lineage: Eukaryota; Metazoa; Arthropoda; Insecta; Hymenoptera; Apidae
Exons: 5
Coding region: 470-1918 (482 amino acids)
Source: RefSeq, a predicted model, not a curated record
ACGAGCCUCGUAGUACCGCUUCGACAGUGGACGCGGUAGGAACGGAUCCGCGCUACCCUCCAAACGAGCCCUUAUCUCUUAACAGCGAUCGGUUGCAAAUAAUUGUUAAAGACGCGGUCGGACGUCCGACUCGCGUAGGCAACAGCGCUGCGCUUCCGGGACGCGUCGUCGCACGACACCCGACGGACCCCUUCGUGCUGAUACGUUUGAAUGGCACGCGAACAGGUGAACGCGUAGCGCACAGCAAGAAACGGAUCACGAAGAGGUCGUUGUACGUGGUAUAUACCCGAAGACGAAACGAUUCGCGAGCACGGCAUAUGACUGUCACUGUGCUAUAACAGAUAUACAUUUUUCUCCGGCAUUGAUACCACUUGUCACGAGAACACCGGCUAUCGUCUCCGGGAAACGACCGAGCUGGCUUCUUCGUUGCCUCUUUCCUUGUUUUCCUGGAGAAUAUUAACGAGGCAGAAUGAGGCGGCAGUCGUACAGCUCGAGUCUGAGCGGAAUCAGCGGUGAGCCGCAGAUCAUUGUCGAGGAGAGCACGCUCGGUGAAGAGGAAGCGGAACGACGGAGAAACGAGUCGCCUCCCCGAUGCCUGGAUCCAGACUCGCCGUCCUUGGAUCCUUAUCUAUUGUCACCGUGGAGAGACGCGAGGAAGCACUCUCUACCAACUCCGCAAUGUACUUCCGGCAUAACCGCGUCCCAGGUGAGGCGGCUGAGCGAACGCGGUGCCGAAGCAGGACCAUCGCCAAAGCAAGCCACCUUCCUGGCAACGCUAUCUCAAGCACCGGCCCCUCAACCAGGAGGCCGGAGGCACUCGGUGGUAACGAUUUCGAAAAUGCCAAUGAAUCUGAUCGGGCGUAAUCGCCGUGAAUCAGUCGCCGCUUUCCCGCUCGGAGGCGCGACGAGGAUAUUGCCGGGCCGACGGGACUCCGACUCGAGAAUAUCUGGCCCGCCGAGCAACAGCGGGAGUACGCACAAUCUUCAAUUGGAUAUCAUGGACGAUAUCGCGGAUAUAAAACUGAGGAAGGUGCGUUUAAAGAUGUACAAGACGUCGACGUCGGAACAAGUAGCGGAGAUCCAGCCAUUAGAGGGUAACAGGACGACUCAACGGUAUACCCAAAAUCAGAAACGACGAUUCUCUGAAAUGCCUGUUCCGUCGGUCUCGCCGACGUCUUCCCUGCGAAGACGAGCCUCGGAACUGCCAAAGGCCGUGGGUGCGUCCGUUGCCGGUGCGGCGGGCAUCGUCUGCUCCAACACCGAUCUGAUAUCGAUCCUGAGCUCGUUAGCUACCUCCGCGACGGAAAUCAAUCGAUGCGGAGAGGAACCGUCGAGCUCGCGAGACGAGAGCAAGUCGAGUUGGUCCGGCAAAACGGCUGAGCAGAAACGAAACAAGUUGAAAAGCUUCCGCUCGAACAGUUUCGACGUUUCAAUUCUUCACGGGGCUAAAAGCAAACUCGCCGGUUCCUCGAAGACCGCCGCGUCUAUCAUGGCACCAUCGAACUGGUUCACGAAGAGGCAUCAGCCGAUGUCGAAGAAACAAAAGUCCGAGGAUCUGAUUACGGCCACUUUGAACUUGAAAUUCGAUAAAUCGAAGGUCGUGAAAGCUGUAAAAGAGACGUUCGGCAGGACGUCCCCUACCACCAGUGACGCCCGGCACAAAGUCGUAUGGGACGACACCAGCGGGACGAAGGUAGACGCCCAGGUUUUCGGCAGCGCUAUCGAGAAAAUUUUAACCGCGCAUAAGGGAAGCGACGCGGAAGCAUCGAGCUCGAGCGGGAAGACCUCGGUGUCGCCGAAUAAAUCAAGAUCGAGCAAAGUAGUCAGUUGGUUCUCAAGUGGUAACAAGGACCAAGAGCAAACCGAGGUCUGCGAACCGUCGAUUUGUUCUUCACUAAAAGAUCUGUUCGUCAAGUAGUAUGGAAGCACGAACGCGAGUCUCGCUCGUUUGAUCAAAGCCUCUUCGUUCAAGGAUUUGUUCCGAGAUUAACGCGACCUAAUAGAUCACAGACAAUCUCACUUAAUGUGAAUUUUAACGAGUUGAACGAUGAGACAAUUGGAAACAUUAUUCUCUGGUUACUACAGUGGCUACGAAAAUACAAAAUCGCGUGGAAAUAACAAUUUGCAAAAUUACGUCGAUACAUUGGAAACAGAGAAUUUUCUCUUGUAUCUAGAAAAUAUAAAUAAAAUAAUAUAUUUUGGUGGCCACUACACAUCCCUUCCCCAUUGAAAACAAUUGAAAUCUAAAUUCCACUCUAAUCUAAUACAUGUUUACAAUAAAUCUGUCAUUCGUGAAAUUGCUUCUGAUUUUACGGUGGCAAUAAAAUCAGAAUCAACGACUGUAAGGUUUCUAUUUAUUGUUUCGCGAUUCGUGGUCUAACGUUAGAUGCAAAAAUUCAAUAAACUUCGUAGAUCUAAACAUGUCGAUGGAUACAGCUUUCAAUCAAUAAAUGUGGACAAAAAGUCGACCCUUAUAUUCAGAUAACGCGUAAUGUCUAAUUCCAGAUAAUAAGUAAGCAAAGUGAAGCUGAAAUUUCAAAGUGUAAUUGAAUCAUAUGUUGUACAAUAAAUGUUAUAUGGUGUUCCAUGAAGAAAUCUUUUUUUUUUAUAAAAAGGGUUAAAUAUAGACGAGAUUGUUGUUGAGCAAUACGAACGAACGCUUCAAAAUAACAAUGUUUAAACCUCGCAUGUGUUGUACCAUGUCCCGUAACAAGCAAUUCAUUGCACUGAUCAACAUGAUCCUUUUUAAUUCGUUUUUUCUACUUCUUUUUUUACGAAAUGUUUAUAAAUUCAUUAAUGUAUCAAUCGUUUCACCAGUAACUGAAAUGUCAGUUUUAAGAUUCGAAGAUGUAUGUAAGCACAACUGUUAUACUUCCCGGUAACAAAUAAAAAGACAACGGCAGUAAUAUUUUCUUCACAACUUCAGAACGUAUGUACAUACAUAUUUUCGAUUAAAACAUAUAUAGACAUAAGCGUAUAAGCCGAGCGUCCCGUAUUUUUGUUCACCCCGUAAAAGAUCGAGGAAACAUACUUCAGAGACAUUUCUGUCUCUCUUUGAUAUGCCGAUA